Gadus chalcogrammus (walleye pollock) is the source of this 2205-nucleotide messenger RNA. RefSeq names its product beta-1,4-mannosyl-glycoprotein 4-beta-N-acetylglucosaminyltransferase b (gene mgat3b). The record is from RefSeq and is a predicted model, not a curated record. Gene Ontology annotation, biological process: protein N-linked glycosylation; N-acetylglucosamine metabolic process. Gene Ontology annotation, molecular function: beta-1,4-mannosylglycoprotein 4-beta-N-acetylglucosaminyltransferase activity. Gene Ontology annotation, cellular component: membrane. Lineage: Eukaryota; Metazoa; Chordata; Actinopteri; Gadiformes; Gadidae. The coding region runs from base 556 to 2190 and encodes 544 amino acids. The transcript has 6 exons.
AAGACUGACACCCUGGAAGCCAAGGUAUUGAUGUAGUUAUUUUAGCUUAGUAAAUACCUUACCUAAUGGACCAUAAACCUUGAUUUCACUUCAUUGAGGCGUUUAUAAUUCAAAAAUAUUAUGUUUGAUAUGAUUUGAUAUUUGGUCUAAUAAAAAAUAAAAAAUAAAUCCUGAAAGCGUAGGGCCAAUGCUGACCAGGAAGAGGUAUAUUUUCACCGGCCAGGGGGAAGAAAUCGACUGGCUAAUAGAUUUCUUUUGCACGUCCUUUCUCAAAGAUACAAUCAUGCAACAAAGACUAGCUAGACCGGUUAUCCCAAUGGUUUUUUGUCCCUCCUCUUUUUUCUAUUCUUUCUUUCCGUUGUACACCGUUUUGUCAUAUAGACAACGUCUGCAGUCAGGGAUCUGUACACUACCAAGUAGGAGAUUAGAGGGAUAGUGACAGCUAAGGACCAGAGAAUGGCCUGCUUGUGACAGAGAAUGGACUGAUAGUGACCAGAGAAUGGCCUGCUAGGGACAGGGAGUGACCAGCUAGUGACCAGAGAGAAUACUCCAACCAUGUGUUUUUCUUCGUAUAUGAUGAAAAUGCGAAGGCACCGGGUGUUCCUGCUCUGCACGGUGGGCCUGUGCGUCAUCUCCUUCCUGCACUACUACAAGGCGCUGCACUACGUGUCGCUGCUGCGGGAGCUGUCGGCGCCGUACCCCAACAUCAAGUCCUUCAUCAUGGUCACCGGCUUCUUCUGGCGGGAGCAGGGCAUGGCCGCCACCCCGCUCAGCCCCGCCCCGCCCGAGGAAGCCCCGCCUCUCAGGCCCCACCAACGCCCGCCCGAUGCCAAAGACUUCGUCGGGUUCUCCGACGUCUCUGACCCCCUGGAGACCAUGGGAGACCUACACACCCGGACCUACCAGCUCAAGGACGACCGCACCUCCUACUUCGUGCGGACCAAGGCCGGAGCCCUCUGCUUCCGCCAGGGCACGGAGGUCACCCUGAAGGAGGAGCCUGGGAACGGGAGGGCCCCCGGAGGAGGGCCCCCGGGCCCCGGCCAGAGGCGGCCCCUGGAGGCCCCGCAGCAGCAGCAGCAGCAGCAGCCGGCAGGGUCGGCCUCCACGGCGGGCCCUCUGCGGGUCAAGCCCCGGGCUCGCGGCGGGAAGCGGCUGGUGAAGUGUGUGUGCCGGCCGGGCUGGCACGGGCCCUACUGCGGGGUGCCCACCAUGGUGUACCACUCCAACAUGCCCACCAAGGAGCGGCUGACGCCCAGGGAGACCCCGCGCCGGGUCAUCAACGCCAUCAACGUCAACCACGAGUUCGACCUGCUGCACGCGCGCUUCCACGAGCUGCGGCAGGCCGUCGACCUCUUCCUGAUCUGCGAGUCCAACUUCACCGCCUACGGCGAGAGACGCCCCCUCAGCUUUCUGCAGCGGCUGCUCAACGGGACGUACGACUAUGUGCGGCACAAGAUCGUGUACGUGUUCCUGGACCACUUCCCCGAGGGCGGGCGGCAGGACGGCUGGAUCGCCGACGACUACCUGCGCACGUACCUUACGCGCGACGGCAUGGCGCGAGUGGGCGGGGUCCGGCCCGACGACGUGUUUGUCAUCAACGACGCCGACGAGAUCCCCGCGCACGAGGGGCUGCUCUUCCUCAAGCUCUUCGACGGCUGGACCGAGCCCUUUGCCAUACACAUGCGCAAGUCCCUGUACGGGUUCUUCUGGAAGCAGCUGGGCUCCCUGGAGGUGGUGUCGGGCUGCACGGUGGGCAUGCUGCGCCAGGUGUACGACGGCGACGGCAUCCGCCUGCGCCGCCGCGAGUACUACACCAUGCCGGGCUUCCGGCGCUACGAGAACGACACGGGCCACAUCCUGGUGCAGUGGUCGGUUGGCAGCCCCUUCCACUUCGCCGGCUGGCACUGCUCCUGGUGCUUCUCGCCGCACGGCAUCCACCUCAAGCUGGUGUCGGCGCAGAACGGGGACUUCCCGCGCUGGGGGGACUACGAGGACAAGCGGGACCUGGGCUACAUCAAGGACCUGAUCCGCACGGGGGGCUGGUUCGACGGCUCAUUGCAGGAGUACCCCCCCACGGACCCCAAAGAGCACAUGUACGCGCCUAAGUACAUGCUGGAGCACUACGAGCACUUCGGAUACCUCCUUGACAACCCCUAUGCCCGGUCGGACGCCGCCGCCCCCGCCGGAUAGGGGGCAGGGCUCGGC